Messenger RNA from Tetrahymena thermophila SB210, 2154 nucleotides. RefSeq lists its product as hypothetical. The record is from RefSeq and is a predicted model, not a curated record. NCBI's taxonomy places the organism in Eukaryota, Ciliophora, Oligohymenophorea, Hymenostomatida, Tetrahymenidae. The transcript is spliced from 3 exons.
AUGAAUCAAAAGCUUAAAUAAAAAAUUUAGAUUUCUGCUCCUAGGCCAUUAAAUUAAGAUACAUAGUCAUCGCAGAUUAGGUCUUAACAGUAAAGUCAGGAAUAGCAGUCAUAGCAGUUGAGAGCAGCGACUUAACCUGCAUUCAAUUUUAGUUAAGUUCCCAAAUAGUUUACAGCAAGCUAAUAUAACUAGCAAAAUGUUUAACAAUAGAAUAAUUAAAUCUAAAGUGGAUUCAACUUUUAGGGAAUUAAUAUUACAAAUUCUAGUCCUAUAACUUAAUAAAUUCAAUAGUCUGGUAUUAGAAAUUAAAAAAUAGAAAAUAUUCCCAUCAAUAGCAACUCAUAAAUUUAAAGCAACUAAAUCUAGCCACCCUAUGCAAACUAAGGCAGUUAACUUUCUUAAUUUAACAAUGUUCAAUCUUAAAAUGUAGUAGAAAAUUAAGGCUAUGUGUAACAACCUAUUUUGAAUGCAGUUUAAUUCUAAAAUCCUUCUGCUAACUAAAAUAUUGAAAAUAACCGCAUUUAUAAUUAUGAUACUGCAUAAUUAGUUGUUCCUAAAUUUAAAAACACUAUUCUUGAGGAAUUUGAGCUCGCUCUUGCUUGUAAAGAUAAGAGUGAAGCUUAGCAAUACUUUAGGUCAAAUAUUUAAAGUUUAAACUCUUGUUCAUUCGAUAGUCAACCAAAUAUUUUUGAUUUACCUAAAGUGAUAGAAAGAACUAAAAUAUUUUGUUAGAAAAAUUAAAAUUUAGCUAAAAAGCUGAAAUAAACAAUGGAAAAUCUUCUUAUGUAUGAUAACAAAACAAAUCAUGAGGCCUGUUUUGAUAGAUUUUGUUAAUUAAACAAUGUUCCUCCCAAUAUUUAGAAUUUUAGUAAUGUGCAGUAAGAAUUAAGCCCCUACUAAUAAUAAUAGAUUCAAGUAUCAGUACCCUUUGAUGCUAAUAUUCUUUAGCAGGAAAUAUAAUAUUUAGCUAAACUGAAUACAAUUUAUUAGCUAUUUGAUUCACAUACGAAAGGAUAUUUCAAGAGUGCUGUUUAAAUCGAAGUCAAGUCCCUACCAAUUUACUCCAUAUUUCUAUAUAAUUUCUUAAUCAAAUAAAGAGUUUUUCAUAUCACUGUAGAAUAUUAAGACUACUACUUUUUUGAAUCUAUAACUCAAUAAAAAAAUUAAAUAGAGAAUGAAAAGUUUUUAGCUCUUUUGCUUUAUGCAUUCAAGUGUGAACAAAGACUCUUUUCUUUAGUUUACUCUGACUCAAAUUGCACUGUUGAUAAAUACAUAGAUUUUGAUGCAAUUUCUCAAUUCUUUCAAAACUAUAAUUUUCAAAAUUUCGUGACUAUGCAAAUUUAGAUAGGAAACCCACCUGAUUACACUAAAAGACCCUUGGACAAAUAUUAGGAGUUAUUAUAGCACUAUGAAAAAGGAUGCAAAAGCUAAAUUUUUAAUUUCAUCAUUGAUGGAAAGUGGCCUGAAAACUCAUUUUAGAAGAAUUUCGAUGAUCAGGUGAAUGUUCUAAGAUAAUUUUAGCUUUGGCUAAUAUGGAUGAGAUAAAUGUAAGAAAAAAUAAUAGAUUUCUAGCUAUUCAUUCGCGCAAAGGUUAAAUAAGGUAGUAUGGAUUCAGUAAAUAAAGAAUUUUCUCUGUAUUUUAGCUAAAAAUUAAAAUAAUUUUAUUUGGAUAUUGAAAAUUCAAUUUAUUCAAAUCUUUCCAAAUCUCUUUACUGCAUUUCGCAUAAUGUAGUUAGUUAAGAGAAAGCAAAAAUAGGUUCUCAAGUAAAGUAGAUUAUCUAUUCUAUGCAAGAUCAAAGCAAGAUUAUGACUGGUAACAUUAUUUGUAAGAGAAAUAUGGAUAGUUGCUGCUUUUACUUUAAAGAUGUGAAGGAUUAGCAAAUUAAAAAAGUACUAGUUACUAUAAUCCCUCCUCAAUAGUUAGCAUAAUAGAGAUAAAUAUCUUGUCAGAGUGACUUCUCAAUGAGGCUUACAACUUAAGUGGAUAGAACCUACUAAAUAUAUGUAACUGACUAAAGAAAUCUAAAUGCUUAGCUUUAAUAAUGUGGCAAAUUCUAUGACACGCUGCUCAUUAAUUAGUUAAUACAAUUAACACGAAAGAAUGAAUUACAUUAGGAUAUUGAAUUGGGGUUACUUCUGUCCCAAAUUCGAUGA